CUUCCUUUUUGACAUUUUCUGGGCAACACGGAAUUGUUGCUGAAUAUCUAUCGAGAAUGGCCUGCCCACUGUUACAAGACUCCUUCUGGCUGAGUCAGCUGAAAUUCGAAGAUGCUGAAGCACAGUACCAGAAAAUCGUAGCUGGGAAUGCUCACGUUCAGGGCCAGGCAGGGACGAGUUCUCUUGCUAUGGAAAUUGCACAGACUCGACAACUGAUUAAAAACGCUCUCAAUAAUCCAGCGGACAGGGGUGAUGCGCCAGACUCGCAAGUCAACCGUCGUCUUGACAACCUGGAACAAGAAAACAGGGGACUGAAAAAAGUCACUCAAGAUCUGAAAUCUCUGGUUCAGAAACUGGAAGGCAGAAUUAAGGCCCUUGAAGUAGGGGGCGCUGCUCCAUCGGCUGCGUCAGCCGCAGCAGACAAAGAUGCUGAUGAAGACUUUGACCUGUUUGGUGACGAAGACGAAGAUGAGGAGGAAGUUGCUGAGGAUUUGGAAAGGAAAAAACUUCUCGAAGAGUACAAAGCUAAAAAGUCCAAAAAGCCGGUGAUCAUAGCGAAGAGUAACAUCAUUCUCGAGGUGAAGCCGUGGGAUGAUGAGACGGACAUGAAACAUGUCGAGAAACUCGUCCGGGCAAUCAAGGCCGACGGACUGCUGUGGGGAACCUCUAAACUAGUCCCUCUUGCUUAUGGUAUUAACAAGCUGCAGAUAUCCUGUGUCGUUGAAGAUGACAAAAUUGGCACAGAUUUUCUGGAAGAGGAAAUCACGAAACAUGAAGAUUUCAUUCAAUCCAUUGACAUUGUUGGCUUUAACAAGAUCUAAUAUGUGUGUGUUCUCAUUUCAGUGCUAUGGUGUAAAUUAAAAAUGUCAAGACACUG
Gigantopelta aegis is the source of this 877-nucleotide messenger RNA. Its product is annotated as elongation factor 1-delta-like. Gene Ontology annotation, molecular function: translation elongation factor activity; guanyl-nucleotide exchange factor activity. NCBI's taxonomy places the organism in Eukaryota, Metazoa, Mollusca, Gastropoda, Neomphalida, Peltospiridae. The record is from RefSeq and is a predicted model, not a curated record. Gene Ontology annotation, cellular component: cytosol. The transcript has 9 exons. The coding region runs from base 57 to 821 and encodes 254 amino acids. Gene Ontology annotation, biological process: translational elongation.